Lathyrus oleraceus (garden pea) is the source of this 741-nucleotide messenger RNA. RefSeq lists its product as uncharacterized. NCBI's taxonomy places the organism in Eukaryota, Viridiplantae, Streptophyta, Magnoliopsida, Fabales, Fabaceae. The record is from RefSeq and is a predicted model, not a curated record. The transcript is spliced from 2 exons. Bases 1 to 741 code for a protein of 246 amino acids.
AUGCGAUCAAUUCAUGACCAUGAGUUUGCACAGUUUCUAAUAAGGAUUGAAGAUGGUAAUGAACCUGCUAAAGAGGAUGACAUGGUCAAGAUUCCUGCUAAAAUUGUAAUACCAUGGGAAGAUGAAAGCUCAAUAAAAAAGCUUAUACAACAUACAUUUCCCCAAUUAGAAAACCAUGGAUGGGAUGCUUCAUAUAUGGUGGAGAGAGCCAUACUUACUCCCCAAAAUUGUGAUGUACAUAUGUUGAAUGACAUGAUUAUUAAUAACUUCCCCGGAGAUGAACAUAUUUUGUUAUCUUUUGAUGAGGUUGAGGGUGAUACUCAUAAUCUAUAUCAACAGGAAUACUUACACACAAUUUCUCCUGGUACUUUACCACCACAUAUUUUAAAGAUAAAAAUAAGGAAUUUGCUUGAUGUUGAAAUACUUAUAGGCCACAACGCAGGAAAAAGAGCUUUCUUGCCAAGAAUUAAGCUCAAAACCACUGAUGGUGCGAGACUUCCUUUUGUGCUUAUUAGAAAACAGUUUCCUGUCAAACUAAGUUUUUCAAUCACUAUAAAUAAAUCACAAGGACAAACAAUUCCAAAUGUCGGAAUUUAUCUUCCACGACAUGUUUUCAAUCACCGACAAUUGUUAGUUGCUUUAUCAAGAGGUGUUUCGUGGGCUGCAACAAUAGUGCUAAUUAAAGACGGAAAAGUAGAGGGGGGAGAAGGGGAUUAUACCAAAAAUAUAGUUUUUAAAUAA